Messenger RNA from Phasianus colchicus (ring-necked pheasant), 5358 nucleotides. It is a transcript of the gene SATB1, whose product is annotated as SATB homeobox 1. The record is from RefSeq and is a predicted model, not a curated record. Gene Ontology annotation, molecular function: RNA polymerase II cis-regulatory region sequence-specific DNA binding; DNA-binding transcription factor activity, RNA polymerase II-specific. Gene Ontology annotation, biological process: chromatin remodeling; regulation of transcription by RNA polymerase II. Lineage: Eukaryota; Metazoa; Chordata; Aves; Galliformes; Phasianidae.
UGUAAUUUGACUAGUAUACAAAGUCAAUGAAAAAUAUGGUUUAUACUACAUUCCUUUCUUUAAAAACAUUUUCCAGUGUGCUUCAGAAUCUUUAAGAGGAAGCAUGGUCUAAACACAGAAUUCAGUUCCUGUGCUGGACCUACUCUUAAAUCCAUGUGUGGCCUCAGGCAAAUGCGUUAAUUUUCCUGUUUCGGUUUCCAUGCCUUUAAAGUGGGGAUAGCACAACGAACCCAAACAGCUCAGUUGCAAUUUAUACAAAUGAGUAACUUGAUUAUUAGAUUUCUGAGACAUGAAACAUGAUUAUUAUUAGGAUUCACUGACCAGCCAGACAGGGGUGUGAUACAAAUAAAGGAGAUGGGUCUUGGACAACAGGAGCAUGCUGGUUAGGCAGACAGAAGAGCUCAGCGAGGAGGCAGUGGAGAGUUGUGCCUAUAAAAGUGUGAACAUCUCCCUUGCACUGACUUUCUAUUUAUUGCCCUGUGGUACCUAGAGACCAUGAAAAGCCAACUCUUCUCUGAGAAGCAAAUAGGUCCGAAGGACUGCAGCAGACCAGCUGUAGGCAAAUAAAUUUUUAUCUAUGUAAGAGAGCUAAAUGUUAUUUUCCAGUGGAAAUGUCAGAAUUGAUUAAAGCCUGAGCAUUUCUAUUUAAAAUGAGAGCAGUGCUUGAUACAUUUUAAAGGGAGAGAAAGUGAGAGGCCUGACAGCAUGGAGAUAAUGGGGAGGAUUCAUCUAUGGGCUUGCUGCAGUAAUGUGGUACACAGCAUGCCAGGGCCAAAUUCACCUCGCCAUACAUAGCAUAAAUGGGAGUGCCUUUUAAUAACUAUGAGAAAAUAGUCUCCCUGCUAGCAAAGUCACUACUAUUAAUUGUUAUUAUUAACCUUUGGGCUUGUGUAUCCUCCACAGAUUAAUGAUUAUUCAAUAACUGUGCUACAAGGUUGCACUUUCUAACACCAAUUAAUAGAAGAGCACAGCUAAGAAAAGCAUUGAGGUAUCGACUCCACAGUCUCUGUCUUGAUGCAAAGUUGCCUACAGGAACUGUAUCUGCCAAUUCCCAGAGCAGGAAGAGGAAAUGCGCCUCAAAGUCAAAAUAAAAGAAAAAAGUAAAAAAAGAAAAAAGAAAGAAAGAAAGAAAAAAAGAUGGAGCUGACAUCCACGGUCCCCUCUCUUCUCAGUAGGGAAUAAACAGCAGCCUCAGCUUUCAGGGAAAGCUGCACUCAUUGCCAGCGUUCACUUUCCAGGAACUCCACAUCCAAAUUGUGCAGUGGCAAAGAUGGGAAAGAAGGGCUUAAAAAACAAAAGAAAAAGUCCCUCUCCACGGAGAAGUUCCACGAAUAAAGACAAUUCUCAAACAGCGCUGUAGAGGAGCACAUGGUGCCAGGUGACACAGCAGCCGAGACCGGGGCGGGGGGGUGGGGGUGAUGCGCAGCUCCCAAAAACGCGCGGCGCGGCGGGACCCGACGGGGCGGCGACCCCAGGGGCUGCGUGCCCUUAUGCCGCACGGCCCCGUCCCGGGAGGUCGCCACUGCGGUUCGGAGGUCGCUUCCCGGGAGGGGUUGCGGGGGGCAGCGACGGGGGGCGGGCGUGAAAAUAAAUAAAGGAGCGAGGGAAGGAUGAAGGCAAAGGAGGAAUGCGGGGAAGGGGCAGGGAGUACAGAGACGGAGGGGGGGGGGGGGGCUGCGUGAGCGCGUGUGUGUGUGUCCCACCUGACUCCCCGUUCGGCGGGGGGGCACACACACAUACACACACACAUACACACACACAUACACACACACGCGCGCGCAGCCGCCGCGCUCCAGCUGCCGCCGCUCGGUCCCCGCACCCCUUCUCAUUGCUGCCCCCCGCCGCGGCGCGCAGUAGGGAGGCGUAAAGCGCGGAGCCCCGCGGUCGCGCUGUCCCCGCCGCCCCUCCGCCCCCCCGGGGCAGCGCGCCCGUCCCCGCCCGGAGGGGCCGUGCGAGGCGGCGGCGGGGGGGGGCCGCGGGCACACGCGCAGCCAUCCACGCACACGCACGGGCAGGGCUGCCCCGCGCCGGUACCUGGUGCUGCCCUGGUGCGUUCCGGGCGGGCUCCUCCUGCCGAGGCAGCACGGGAGCGGGCGUGCGUGUGCGUCUGUGUGCGUGUGUCUGUGUGCGCGUCUGUGUGUUUGUGCGUGUGUGUGUGUGUGUGUGUGUGUGUGCGAGAGCGAGCGAGAGCGAGAGAGGCUCUCCCCCCUCCCCCUCCUCCUCCUCGCUCUCCUUCCUUUAAACGCCCACUCCUGAUGGGUGAAAAGACAACUUGAACUUCAGUGCAAUUAACUUCGCCGGCGCCUCGGAAGCCGGAGGUGUCGCCGGCCUCGCCCGCCGCGCUCCCAUGAGUGAUCUUUAGAGGCGGGACUGAGUAUGGAUCAUUUGAACGAGGCAACUCAGGGGAAAGAACAUUCAGAAAUGUCUAACAAUGUAAGCGAUCCGAAGGGUCCACCAGCCAAAAUUGCGCGCUUGGAACAGAAUGGGAGCCCAUUAGGAAGAGGAAGACUUGGAAGUACAGGAACUAAAAUGCAAGGAGUGCCUUUAAAACACUCUGGACACCUGAUGAAAACUAAUAUUAGAAAAGGAAGUAUGCUUCCAGUUUUCUGUGUAGUGGAACAUUAUGAAAAUGCCAUUGAGUACGAUUCUAAGGAGGAGCAUGCAGAAUUUGUGCUGGUGAGGAAGGACAUGCUUUUCAACCAACUGAUCGAAAUGGCAUUGCUAUCCCUUGGAUAUUCUCACAGCUCUGCUGCCCAAGCUAAAGGGCUUAUCCAGGUUGGAAAGUGGAAUCCAGUUCCACUUUCCUACGUGACAGAUGCCCCUGAUGCUACAGUAGCAGACAUGCUGCAAGAUGUGUAUCAUGUGGUCACACUGAAAAUCCAGUUACACAGUUGCCCUAAACUAGAAGACUUGCCUCCUGAACAAUGGUCUCACACGACAGUAAGAAAUGCUCUGAAGGACUUACUGAAGGAUAUGAACCAGAGUUCGUUGGCCAAGGAAUGUCCCCUUUCACAGAGUAUGAUUUCUUCCAUUGUGAACAGCACUUACUAUGCAAAUGUCUCAGCAGCAAAAUGUCAGGAAUUUGGAAGGUGGUAUAAACAUUUCAAGAAGGCAAAAGAUAUGAUGGUUGAGAUGGAUAGCCUUUCUGAGCUAUCCCAGCAAGGUGCCAACCAUGUCAACUUCGGUCAGCAGCCGGUCCCAGGGAACACAGCCGAACAGCCUCCAUCCCCUGUUCAGCUUUCUCAUGGUAGUCAACCAUCAGUUCGGACCCCACUUCCAAACCUGCACCCUGGACUUGUAUCUACUCCCAUUAGCCCUCAGCUGGUAAAUCAGCAGCUGGUAAUGGCCCAGUUGCUGAACCAGCAGUAUGCAGUGAACAGACUUCUAGCCCAGCAGUCCUUAAACCAACAGUACUUGAACCACCCUCCUCCUGUCAGUAGAUCCAUGAACAAGCCGUUGGAGCAGCAGGUCUCAACAAACACAGAGGUGUCUUCCGAAAUCUACCAGUGGGUCCGUGAUGAACUGAAACGAGCAGGAAUUUCACAGGCAGUAUUUGCACGUGUGGCUUUUAACCGAACUCAGGGCUUGCUCUCAGAAAUCCUCCGAAAGGAAGAGGAUCCCAAGACUGCCUCGCAGUCCUUGCUCGUAAACCUUCGGGCUAUGCAGAACUUCUUGCAGCUGCCAGAAGCUGAACGAGAUCGAAUUUACCAGGAUGAAAGGGAAAGGAGUUUGAACGCAGCCUCUGCCAUGGGCCCCGCACCUCUCAUAAGCACACCGCCCAGCCGGCCUCCACAAGUCAAAACUGCUACUAUUGCUACGGAGAGGAAUGGAAAAACAGAAAAUAAUUCCAUGAACAUUAAUGCUUCCAUUUAUGAUGAGAUUCAGCAGGAAAUGAAGAGAGCUAAGGUGUCUCAAGCACUGUUUGCAAAGGUGGCAGCAACCAAAAGCCAGGGAUGGCUCUGUGAGCUGUUGCGUUGGAAAGAAGAUCCCUCACCAGAGAACAGGACCCUCUGGGAGAAUCUCUCCAUGAUCCGAAGGUUCCUCAGUCUUCCUCAGCCUGAACGCGAUGCCAUUUAUGAACAAGAAAGCAAUGCAGUUCAUCACCAUGGUGACAGGCCUUCCCACAUUAUCCAUGUGCCAGCAGAACAGAUUCAGAGCCCCUCUCCCACCACCUUUGGGAAAGGAGAGCAUAGAGGCGCUUUCUUACCAGGCCUGCUGACCACUGGACCUUGGCUGGGUGCUGCUCCGCAGCAGCAACAGCAGCAGCAGCAACAGCAACAACAGCAGCAGCAGCAACAGCAACCGGGUCCCAGACUUCCCCCAAGGCAACCGACAGUAGCAUCACCAGCUGAAUCUGAGGAUGAAAAUCGUCAGAAACCCCGGCCACGAACAAAGAUUUCUGUUGAAGCCCUAGGGAUCCUACAGAGUUUCAUACAAGAUGUGGGCCUGUAUCCUGAUGAAGAAGCAAUCCAGACUCUCUCCGCUCAGCUUGACCUGCCCAAGUACACCAUCAUCAAGUUCUUUCAGAACCAGCGGUAUUAUCUCAAACACCAUGGAAAGCUGAAGGACAAUUCUGGGUUGGAGGUAGAUGUUGCAGAAUACAAAGAGGAAGAGUUGCUCAAGGAUCUAGAAGACAGCAUCCAAGACAAAAAUGCAAACACGCUUUUUUCAGUUAAACUAGAAGAAGAGUUAUCAGUAGAAGGGAACACAGAGAUUAAUGCUGAAUUGAAAGACUGAUCUAAAAGUAUUAUUUUCUUUCAACAGUGCCACUGGUAUUUACUAAUGAAAUGAAAAUUCCAUCUUGCGUUCUGUCAAAAACCUUUAUUAUUCAUUGUUUGGCCAAUGAAUCUUCCAAAACUUGCACAAAAGUUGAAAAAAGGAUAAUGCAGACUGCACUAGAUGUUUUACUCUGUUUUACAAACUGCUUCGCAGCAACAGAUGAAGCGUUGAGGAUUGUUUGAUAUUAAUUUGUGUUCACUGGAUACACUGUGAGUGUACCCAAUAAGCAUGAUACCAGUGAUUUUGAUUCUGGAGCCUUCAGACAAGCAUUACAACUUUUGUGAUUUACUGUUUUUUGUUUUCAUUAUGUUCUUGUUUUUAAUUAUUACUGUAGCACUCCACACUUGAUCUUUGGAAACUCACAUUUAUUUAAAAAGAAAAAAUAAAAUAAAAAGAGUUUGCUACUCUUGUUCUAUUGUAUGUUACAAAAGAACUAUAGACUGUGGAAUGCAGUUUAAAGAUAACAUAUGCCAACAAAUGCCUUGUAUUAUAUGGCACUGCCGUAAUUCAGAUUUGUUUUCUUUUGGAAAUAAAGGUCACUGUAUUUUUUUUUUUUUUCCAUUCUCAUUGUUACAUGGU